ACAGUCUCAUUGAGCGAUCAACGACAAUCGAUCAUCGCAAAGUAUUAUUAUCAGUAUAUGGCGGGGCUCCGAAGUAUUUAAACAUCAGGUUAAUUACGAAACACCCAAAUUUCAGGAUUUUUUCGUUUCAAACAUGAGCGGUCUCUGGUCUCUUCUCUGUCUCCUCGGGAUUAGUCUGACCUACGUCAGCUGCCAAACAACCGAUACGACGAUCAACGAGACCGAUGCAGCGAUCAAUGAGACCGAUGUUCCGGUCGUCAAUCGCAAAUCACGAAUCCUGAAUGGUUGGGUGUCAGAAGAACGCGACUACCGCUACCUGGUGUCGGUGAUGCGUCUGACGAACGAUGUUCCGACUCUUCUCUGUGGUGGCGCCAUCAUCCAUCGCAGGUACAUUCUCACCGGGGCUCACUGCGUUCACAAGUACCGCAGCAUAGACCUGGUUGUGAGAAGUGGUGGUGUAGAGGCGGCUCAUCCCUCUACGCCUCAGAAGGAACGAAGAAGCUUCCACAGGGUUGUCAAGACCUUCUUCCCUAGGCAGUACGCGAACACGCCCUGCAGAAAGCAUCAGCACGAUAUAGCUAUUCUCAAGGUCCAGCAAAUCUUUGACUUGUCCGACGACACGCGUUACCGCAAGGUAAUUCUUCCGGAACAGGACGCAGAUUACGAAGGUGUGUACGGAGUGGUCACCGGCUAUGGACCUGAUUACCACCGUGAGUCUAACACCACUAACCAGCCCCAUGGCAUCGAGAACUACUACCUGCAGUACGUGAAUAAAGUACGUGCUCUAACCCUCGUUGUCAUUCCCAACGAGGUUUGCCAGGAGAGAGCCAGUGUCGUGAUCACGGAAAAAACCAUCUGUGCCCAGACCUGUGUACCUAAUGCGCAAACCUGUUUCGAGGACGAUGGUGGCCCGCUUGUCCACGGUGGCGUGAUCAUCGGAAUUCUUAACGACCGACAGUGUAACCCUGAGAUUCCAGAGAUGUUUACCAGAGUGUCGAAGUACCUGUACUUCAUCAAAAAUGUGCUGGAGCAUCAGAUUUCUUACGACAUCGUUGUUCGCUAAUCGACUUUGUAUUUUUUUAAUAAAUUUUGAAAAUUUAUGUCUUCAAA
Messenger RNA from Nasonia vitripennis (jewel wasp), 1110 nucleotides. RefSeq names its product collagenase-like. Gene Ontology annotation, biological process: proteolysis. The record is from RefSeq and is a predicted model, not a curated record. Gene Ontology annotation, molecular function: serine-type endopeptidase activity. Bases 134 to 1063 code for a protein of 309 amino acids. NCBI's taxonomy places the organism in Eukaryota, Metazoa, Arthropoda, Insecta, Hymenoptera, Pteromalidae. The transcript has 3 exons.